GCAAUGCGUCAUAUCCGCCUUAUAUACAACAUGGAUGGGUCACAACCGGCAGUAUUUACAAAUCUUAUUGUUAGCCAACUGUACCAGAAGAGCAGGUUGUUGUGACCGAUGGUGAAUUAUAAAACUGCGGAUGUGUCUCGUUCACCUCGUCCCUGGGAGAGUCGUCCAAGGCUGAAUAACCACUCCCUGAGUUUCAAUGGCAUCCUUCCUAACAACAGUCCCUUGCUGCCGUCUCAACAAUGAACUGUGGAAAGCCUCAAGCACAGACUAAAAAGAAUGGCAAGGUUUAGGCGAAAGUUUUGCAUCACGUUAUUAGCUUUGGUGUUGCUUGUUCUUGUCAUAACUGUGGUCUUGACAGUGCUCACACCAGAGGACUCUUCAUUCAGGAGCCCUUUAGGAAGCAAGCUGUUUCCAGACAGAAGAGAUGAUAAUCAUGUCCCAAGAGAGGACUACAAAAACCACAACCAGAUUAAAAUGAAUGACACUGCCAAGUCAGACAAAGACAAAGAGCUGGAGGCUUCACUGAGGAAGUUUCCUCCCCCCAACUACUAUCUACAUGCCUUCUACUACACCUGGUAUGGGAACCCUAAAUUUGAUGGCAAAUACAUCCACUGGAACCAUCCACAGCUCCCACACUGGGACUCUGAGGUGGCUAAGCGAUAUCCACAAGAGACGCACAACCCACCUGAAGACCUUGGGUCCAACUUUUACCCCUCUCUGGGACCAUACAGUUCGAGGGACCCCUCCAUUUUAGAGGCUCAUAUGCAUCAGCUACGAACGGCAGCUAUCGGUGUCAUCGCUCUUUCCUGGUAUCCUCCAAAUAUGAACGAUGACAGCGGUGAGCCAACAGACAACAUUGUGCCUUUGCUGCUGGACGUGGCACAAAAAUACCACAUUAAGGUCGCCUUUCACAUUGAACCAUACAAAGGGCGAGAUGAAGUCAGUGUGUACGCAAAUGUCAAGUACAUCCUAGAGAAGUAUGGAGAGCACCCGGCUUUCUUCAGGUACCGCACUAACACUGGCAAGCUCCUUCCACUCUUCUAUGUGUAUGACUCAUACCUGAUGAACUCCGAGCAGUGGGCCAAACUGCUGAAACACACCGAGAGUAACGGCAUCAGGGGCACAGCAUACGAUGCCGUCUUUAUCGCCCUCGUAGUAGAGGAGAAACAUAAGAGGGAUAUCCUGACGGCAGGUUUUGAUGGCAUCUACACCUACUUUGCGACCAAUGAGUUUUCCUAUGGGUCCACGCAGCGACACUGGGACUCUCUUAAAGCCUUCUGUGACGAUAACAACCUGCUCUUCAUCCCAAGUGUGGGCCCAGGGUAUAUUGACACAAGCAUCCGACCCUGGAACUUCCAAAACACUCGAAACCGCAUCAACGGCAAAUACUAUGAAACCUCGCUGAGAGCUGCGUUAGAGGCCAGGCCCGAUUUUAUAUCCAUAACGUCUUUUAACGAAUGGCACGAAGGGACUCAGAUUGAAACGGCAGUUCCCAAAACAAGCCACACUGUGUACCUGGACUACCUGCCCAAUAAACCUGCAAUCUACCUGGAGAUAACUCGGAAGUGGGCGGUUCUAUUUGACGGCGAGCGACGCAAGUGGCAGGAAUGAUUCGACGGACAGCUGUAGUUAAUGUUUGUCAUUGAUAAUAUCAAAUAUUUACAUAGAGUGUAAACCCAGUUGCAGAAUAGACUGCAAAAUACAAACAAAAUACAAAUGAUAUCCCCCCCCCCCCCCCCCGACCAAUAAUUUCACCCUGAAACUGUGCUGCAUGUUUUGCCUCCCUUUAAUCUAUUACUCUGUUAAACCUCAAUAGAAAUAAAUAAACUGUACCUCAGUAAAGGAUGUAACACACAAUUCUCUCUCCUUUUAAAAACAAAAUAAAAAACCUUCUAGUUUUGUCAGCCCACAGAAAAAUCUAUCACUACCUUUGUCACAUUUGACAAAUGUAGUUAGUUCUGGCUGCAUGGAUAAGCUGGCGAGCUCUGGCAGAACUGGCAGAACUGUAGGUUGCUUUGUAAUGUUCCUGAGUGAGUGGAACAUUGACUCUCUGGUGCCCCCGCGGUUUCAGCUGUGUUGCUCUGUUUCGUCGUCAUAUAAAAUGAAAUCAAUUGUUCGCUAUCAAUCCCCGUUGUAUACUUGACAGUUGGUCAAACAGAUGACACGGACAUGGACUUCAUCGUUAACUUCCACAGUGUGAGGUCAUAUUGUUAUUUACUGUAUAUAUGGAGUCUCUCGCCUCCUUUUGUGGGCCUUAUGCCACAAAGAAGAGAUCGAGACUGAUCCACACGGGGCAGUUGGGAAAAUUGGAAGUUAAUUGAGGGAGGUAUAAGGAGUUCUGCACCACCUAACACAACUGGAAAAUAAAUGAUGUCACAAAGAGGAGCUGCAACCCCACCUUCUUAUAACUUGGAUUUGGAUUUCUUACAAAUCUGCACUGUUCAAUGCAUAUGCAAAUACAAUGCACAUGUCUGUCUGCAUCCAUUUGUGUUAAAGUGGAAAAAUCAUCUCUCUUUUUUGAUUAAAUCACUUACAAGUGGAGAAGUCUGAUA
Solea solea (common sole) is the source of this 2552-nucleotide messenger RNA. It is a transcript of the gene manea, whose product is annotated as mannosidase, endo-alpha. Bases 277 to 1611 code for a protein of 444 amino acids. The record is from RefSeq and is a predicted model, not a curated record. Gene Ontology annotation, cellular component: Golgi apparatus. The transcript has 5 exons. Gene Ontology annotation, molecular function: alpha-mannosidase activity. NCBI's taxonomy places the organism in Eukaryota, Metazoa, Chordata, Actinopteri, Pleuronectiformes, Soleidae.